CCCCCAAAAUCAAAGUCGGAUACCCCGCAGGAUUUGAAAUAGUUUUCCCGUCUUAUUUUCAUCCGAAAUUUUGAAAACUCAUCACUUUCCUAUCGUUCUUCUAAGUCCCAACCCCAGAAGAGUGAGAAUCCACCACUUCUCUUCGCCCAAACUGUUGCAGUUGAUAGAAUGUCUUCCGAGGAUCAAAAGCUGAUUAAGAAAACCAAAGUGGAGGAAGACGAAGCGGACGACGGAAUAAGCCUGGGUGCCCUUUUACAAGAAAAAAGGAAGAAACUCCUAAAUGUGGGUCCUAAAUCUAUCUCAAAGCCGAAGAAGGAAGAAGUACAGGGAGAAGAUGGAGCGGGAAAAUCCCCAAAUAUAAAUUGUGGGUCUGCUUCUAAGGGCACCAAGGUUCAAAAGGAAGAGCGUUUCAACUCUGUUGAUGAUGAUUUUGACGAGAAGCCAGCCAAAAAGAGCUCUGCAGCAAAACGUGAUAUGGAACUGAAGAAGAAGAAGAAAGUGAACGAGGAGAAGAGCAAAAGCGCCAAGGGGGAGCUGGAGAGCCAGAAAAAAGAGAAAAAGGAGAAGAAGGUAUAUGAUUUGCCCGGUCAGAAGCGAGAUCCCCCAGAAGAGAGAGACCCGCUGAGGAUCUUUUACGAAACGCUCCACAAGCAAGUUCCCCACAGUGAAAUGGCAGAGUUUUGGAUGAUGGAGUCUGGUUUACUAUCCAAAGAAGAAGCAAAGAAAGUUUUUGAAAAGAAGCAGAAGAAGGCACCACUGCAAAAGUUGAGCUCCCCAGGGAAGACUGUGACUGCUGUAAAGAGCGUCACGAAGACCACCAUUGUCAAGAAAACUGUCCAAUCUCCUCCAGUUUCUUCGAACAAGAAGACGAUGACAGUGGGCUCCAAAGUUGUGGCAAAACAGUCAACGAAGCGCAAUUUGAAAGACGAAAGUUCCGAAGAUGAAUCAGACGAUGACUUCAUAAUCAGUCGAAGCAUGAAAAAGAAACCAAGAGCAGCCUAAUUCAGGUGUAAAUGGACAAAUCCUUCUAUUCAGAAACUGAUUUAAAUCUCUGAUUAGUUGUUCCAAAACAUUGCAUCAAUGUUAUAAAGAGAUUGAUACUCCUUUGGUCGUUU
Cucurbita pepo subsp. pepo (vegetable marrow) is the source of this 1115-nucleotide messenger RNA. Its product is annotated as nucleolin. NCBI's taxonomy places the organism in Eukaryota, Viridiplantae, Streptophyta, Magnoliopsida, Cucurbitales, Cucurbitaceae. The record is from RefSeq and is a predicted model, not a curated record.